AUGGACCCAAAAUCCUCCUCAACCGAAAUAUCAGUCGAGUUCCCGACAAUCUUCAAAAUCUACAAAGACGGCCGCGUCGAAAGACUUACAGGCACCGAUACCGUCCCGCCCUCCACCGACCCGGAAACCGGGGUCCGAUCCAAAGACAUCGUCCUCUCGCUCGAAUCCGGACUCUCCGCCCGCAUCUUCCUACCCAAACUCCCCGAUCCGACCCGGAAGCUCCCCCUCCUUGUUUUCAUCCACGGCGGCGCUUUCGUCAUCGAGUCCCCCUACUCUCCUCUCUACCACAACCACGCCGCUUUGCUAACAUCCGAAGCAAACGUCGUUCUCUUGUCUGUGAACUAUAGGCGUGCCCCCGAGCACCCACUCCCUGUUGCGUAUGAAGACUCAUGGGAAGCACUCCAAUGGGCCGCGGCCCAUUCGAAUCGUAAUGGGCCCGAAACCUGGCUCAACGACUAUGUUGACUUUGACCGUGUUUUCGUGGGCGGGGACAGCGCCGGGGCCACCCUUACGCACCACGUGGUGCAUCGGGCAGGAGUCCAUGGGCUGAACGGGGCGAAGAUAGUUGGGAUGAUUUUGUUUCACCCGUUUUUUGGGAACGAAAAGCCCGAUAAGCUGCUCGAGGUUAUUUUUCCGGAGUGUAAUGGGCUUGACGACCCGAGAGUGAACCCGGGAAAGGAUCCGACAUUGGGGGAGAUUGGGUGUGGAAGGGUGUUGGUGUUUGUGGCUGAGAAGGACUUUUUGAGGGACAGGGCCUGGACUUACUAUGAGGCAUUGAAGAAGAGUGGGUGGGGUGGGGUGGUUGAGAUUUUGGAGAGUGAAGGGGAGGACCAUGUGUUCCAUUUGUUCAACCCAAGCUGUGACAAAGCUGUGGCUUUGGUCCAAAAGGUGGUUUCUUUCAUAAAUCAAGACUAG
Prunus armeniaca (apricot) is the source of this 915-nucleotide messenger RNA. The record is from the annotation of a GenBank genome assembly. NCBI's taxonomy places the organism in Eukaryota, Viridiplantae, Streptophyta, Magnoliopsida, Rosales, Rosaceae.